This is a messenger RNA of Anastrepha ludens (Mexican fruit fly), 2367 nucleotides long. RefSeq names its product mucin-5AC. Lineage: Eukaryota; Metazoa; Arthropoda; Insecta; Diptera; Tephritidae. The transcript has 2 exons. The record is from RefSeq and is a predicted model, not a curated record. The coding region runs from base 90 to 1154 and encodes 354 amino acids.
CCCAUUGAUUCUGAUAAGAUACUUUGCAUACGAAAAUUUAGAAAACAAACAGAAUUUCGUAAAUCGUGCGAAGCGGCAAAAAGCCUGUUAUGGAAAUGAAAGUGAUUUUGCUGGUUUGUGGUUGUUUGCAGUUGUUGCUGCUUCAGCAAUCUCCAAUUUUGGUAAAUGGCGAAAGUGCGAACAAUGCAACGUCAUCAGUGCAAACUGCAUUACCAAAUAAUGGUACAAAUAUUACAAUAACAAAAUAUCAAAUUAAAAACACACCUAAUGUCACAAAUGCGCUGUAUGCGGAGAUGGUACUCAAUGGGACUGGCAACAAUGGAACUACCGAAAAAAUGCUCAGCCGUAAAAUAACGAAAACAGCAAAUGAACCAACACCAACAGAAACGCAAAACAGCACUAAGGCGGAUGCCGCUGUAACCGGACACAAAAAUGCCACUCAAGUGGAACCGAAAUUAGCUAUGGUCGCGCCAAAUGUAGUUAUAGAUGUGAAUACUUUAAGCACCAAUACAACGGAAAGUGUCGCAGCUGAACUAAAUGUCACAAAAAGUGGCAAUACAACUAAUGUACGCCAUCAAGACAACAACCUUGGAAAGAAUUCUGUAAAUACAACAGUAUCAACAAAUUUAAAAAGUACAACAAAUCAAACUACAACAACGACACUUAGAACUCUAACUGCCAAAGUUGAAGGUGGUGGGCAAGCAGGGGAUAACUCGAUGGAUGUAAGAUCUACAAAUGGCACGAUACCACAAAUUAAGCACGCCACAUCAACCACAACAACAACGACUACUACUACUACAACCACAACCACGCCAAAGCCUAAAAAACCAAGUAUAACAUUUGGGCUUGGCGAUUUUCCUGAGUUACCGGGCGAACGAAUUGUUUUCAACAAAGCACCCGAGUCGUCUAGUUCAAAAUUACCAGUACCCAACGAUCCCGUUGUACCGCCAAAUGCGCAGCCGUCCCAAGAAUUGAAUAGCGGAUUCAAUUAUCACAGUAGCCGCGACUAUAUUGUACCCAUAAUGACAGUUCUCUUCACAAUACCAUUGGCAAUCGGCGUGGUGAUUACCACUUAUCGUCGCUUCCGUGAUUGCUGGUCAACACGACAUUAUCGCCGAAUGGAUUUCUUGGUCGAUGGCAUGUACAACGAUUGACAGGCGAUUGCCAAAGAAUGAAAUGUAGUGGAAUGUGAUGUAGAAGUAGUUAAUAAUGCUGUAAAUGCUGCUCAUCAAUUGAUACAGUAGCGCACAAUAACAAUAACCUAAAGGUUAUGACAUUUUUGAGAGUGAAACUCGCUUAGGGUAAAACGAUGCAAACGAUUUUUCUCGCUCUUUACAUAACCGGAUUAUUGAAUAAAAAGCGGGAAACUUUGUAAGUAACAGAGAGUAAGGCACUAAUGUAUUAAGCAAUGUCCGUCUGUUUUUUUUUAAUGCAUGUUCCAUGCAUUUAACAAAAAUACACUUUUUACUAAGAAAUACGAUUACUUUUAAAAUUUCAAUGGCAAAACGGGUUAGAUUUCUUAAAUGCCUAAUACAAAAUAAAACAAGCGGUUGUGUUAAGGCAGGUCAUUGAGUUGCAAAUAUUUAUGUGGCCAAAUUUUUGUCAAUAAUUAGUUCUACAUAAUAACGGUACUAAUAAUUCUAAUUAAGCGAACUUGAAGUAGUAGUUACUUGAAAACUGUAAAAAAUGAAUGCAAAUGUAUAUUCGCUUUCCCUUUUUUUACAUAAAUAUUUUAUGUAUGCAUGAACAAUUACCAGUUAAGAUAAAUUAUCGCGUAAUUGCCAAAAAAGGUGACUAGUAUUAAAAAGCGGUGCAAACAAUUAUUUGAAGCUCAAAAACCACUAAAUCUAUGUAUUUUUUUCUUGUUGAAAACCGCCCCCUCAGCAGCAUUUAUACAAAAUAAGAAUGCUUUUGUCAUUUAACUAUAAGAGUAUUUCCCAAAAACGAGCUGUUUUAUUUAAAAUACUCUGUGUGAAAAUUUAGAAGACUAAAAAGUAUGUAUUUUGCGUUACGUUGAACUCUUUUUAAAUUUGGCUUCCAAAUACUUGCAGUGAAAUUAUUUUCUUCAAAUUUAUGCCAAUAAACGAAUUACUCACUUUAUUUCCAUUUACGGGACAAUAAAUUUAGAAUUCAAUUUUGAUAAUAGAUUUUGAAAUUGGAAAAAUAUAAAGAAUAUUGGUAUAAUAUCGAAGCAAUUAUUAAAAAAAAAUGAAUAAAUUGUAGAUUUAAAAGUGCCUUAUAAAUGAUAAUUGGCGUUUAUUUCAUUUAGGGUACUUCUCAUUAGCAUAUGAGACUUCAUAGAAAUAGUUGUUUAGAGAGCAUACACUUUUUUUAAUAAAUCAUGUAGUCAAAGAAUUUAUAAGUAAU